AGACUCCCUUUCUGUUGUGCAUCCGCGCCUCUUGUUUUUUUCCGCUCCUCCUUUUUCCUUUUUCUUUUUCUUCUUUGCUUCUACUUCUUUUUUUUUCAGCCACCCAGUAUGGCAAAUCUCGAUAUCAAAAUAAAACUGGCAAAUACCCUUGCCACACUCCUACUUGUUGGGAUACAAGGUUUCGGUUAUUCUCACUGGUUCCUUGGACACGAUUACGGUUUCAAGCCACAUGACUUUAUCAUUAUUCUCGUUGGCAUCUUGCAAUUGCUGCUCAUUGGCAUGACCAUCUAUCAAUGGCUUCCAAGUGCACCAAAAGAUUUUUUCCAGGCUGUCAGUUACUGGUACCUUUUGGUGGCCAUUCUCAACAGCGGCGUCGUGCUUUUAUGGCAUUUCGGUUUGAAUAUUUUCGCUUUCGUGGGCUUGUUGUGGGAAUUAGCCACGCUCGUUUUCAUCUAUCACCGUUUGCGCAACUUCCCUCCUCGCCACCAUACGGAUUUAGCUUUCCUCAAUGCUCCUUUCUCCAUCUAUACCGCCUACAUUUUCUUUGUGACGUUAUUCCAAACCUUCCAGUUCAGUGAAGAUACCAAAUAUCAUCCUCUGGUGCUAAGCUUGAUUAUUAUCGUGAUCGGAUUCGUGGCACUUCAUCUUGUGGAUUAUUCGAGCCGCAAAGAUUGGAUUUAUGCUUUGGCCACUGCAUGGAUUCUUUUGGGAGCCGCUGUUUUCCUGAAUGAGUUGCCUCACACUGUGUCCCUGAUUGUCGUAGGUAUCCUUCUUAGUGCCGUGGCACGCACACUGAUCCCAAACUGGCUUGAACGCAUCAACCGUCGCUUUGGUCACUGGACCGAUCGUAUUGGCGAACGUACUCCCCUUCUUCCUGGCCGCAGUUAAUGGCCCGAUCCAUCUGUAUCCCUGCACGGAUCGCUCAAGAUACAGUUGCUUUUCGAAACAACAUUAAAAAAAUAAAAUAAACAAAAGACGAAACGAUCAUCUGCAGUUGUGCGCAUGAUUUUUUUUUUACUUGCAGCGACGAAUGACAUGCACAGACUAUCGAGAUGCAAGGAGGGGGUUUAUCGUAACAAGAUUCACGUGAAGACUGCAGUUGAAUGUUUUUUUUCU
Molecule: messenger RNA, 1116 nt
Organism: Radiomyces spectabilis
Lineage: Eukaryota; Fungi; Mucoromycota; Mucoromycetes; Mucorales; Radiomycetaceae
Exons: 6
Coding region: 109-888 (259 amino acids)
Source: RefSeq, a predicted model, not a curated record